AUGUUUGUCCUCUGUUCUGACCCCCGUGUUCCUCACAGCGAUGUGAGCAACAACAGCCUGUACGGGCGCAUCAACCGCGACUUCAAGAACAUGGUGGCGGACGGCGGUGCCCUCAUCAACUUGGCUCACAACUUCUUCUUCGGUGAUGCUGUGCUCUUUGCUGCCGGCUGCAAGGUCUGCCCCACUGAGAUCACUGAGCCCAACCAGCUGGGCAUGGGGGAUACCUUUGAUGUGUUUGCUGGCAAGUGCAACGACGCUGCCGCCACUGGUUUCCGAGAUUAUUCGGUGGCGGGGGCAGGCAAGGAGGCGAGGGUGAGUCUGUCGGGCAACUGCCUCACGCUCAGCGCGGAUGCGUACUGCUCCUCCAACACCACCCAGCGCAGCACGGCAGCCUGCCAGGCGUUCUGCAGCAUCACGGACAACGGCCCGUGUGACGGCCAUGGGGCAUGUGUGCCGCCUGCACCCGCCUCCCCCACCAACUUCACCUGCCUCUGUGACGCCGGCUACUCUGCUGUCGACUCGGGCAACGGCUCUACCUGUGCCAUUGUCAACUCCACCACCACCACCACCACUGUAUCCUCCCUGUCCACGGGCGCCAUAGUGGCCAUUGCUGUGGGCUGCUUUGCUGGCUUCGCUCUGCUGGCUGCUGUGGUUGCUUGGCUGCUGUGGCCCCGCCGACCAAAGAAGUGGGAGGGGCUGGAUGUGUGCGAGCAGUUCUCGCUGCAGCAGAUGGUGAAGGCCACCAAUAACUGGUCGGACGACAAUGUGCUGGGCAAGGGUGGCUUUGGCAUUGUCUACAAAGGCCACUCGCCACAGGGCCAGUUGUGGGCUAUCAAGCGCUCCAAAGUUAUGACCAAUGACUUUGAAACGGAGAACGUGGAGACGGGCAAGCAGGAGCAGAUCCUGGUGUACGAGUUUGUGGGCAACCGGGACCUGGAGUACCAUAUCUACAAGACUAAGAGUGAGUUCUGA
Molecule: messenger RNA, 972 nt
Organism: Closterium sp. Naga37s-1
Lineage: Eukaryota; Viridiplantae; Streptophyta; Zygnematophyceae; Desmidiales; Closteriaceae
Source: the annotation of a GenBank genome assembly